This is a messenger RNA of Phasianus colchicus (ring-necked pheasant), 2861 nucleotides long. The record is from RefSeq and is a predicted model, not a curated record. Lineage: Eukaryota; Metazoa; Chordata; Aves; Galliformes; Phasianidae.
GGGGCCGUGGGCGCCGCCCCGCUGAGGCGCGCGGGAUUCCCGCCGGGCGUCGCCUCCCCGGCCCCCGACACGGCGCUCGGGCGGCGUCCGCGUAGCGAGCCAUUACUGCCUCAGAUAUGAGCCUCGUGUCUCAGAAUUCGUUUUGAGCUUCUACUGAAAUAGAAGAUGCCCGAAACGGAUCCUCCAGCAACUUCCAAUGAAACGACAAUUAUGGGCCCUCAUGGAAUCAAUCGAGCUGUUCACCGCAUUUCUUUUUCUGAUUGUCAGAAUGGAUUAGGAGUUAAAAUAAUUGGAGGUUACCGGGCGCAAACAGCAGAAGAUUAUGGGAUUUUCAUAAAGAGAAUUCUGCCUGGAGGGGUUGCUGCUGUGGAUAGCCGUUUGCUCGCGGGAGACCUCAUUUUGGAUGUCAAUGGAGAAAACUUAACUGGAGUAACCAAUGAAAGGGCUGUUGACAUCUUGAGAACAGCUUCUGCAUCUAAUCACAUGUCUCUGCUGGUUGCCAGAGAUGAAGAGGCAAAGAAGGAAUUCCUUGACCUGAUGGAUAAGUAUGGCUCUCAUAGUGAUGCCUAUUCUGCAAGAAGUUCUCCAACACAGCUAUUAGCUGGAAAACCUGUGGACAGCCUUUCUUCUGGAUCAUCCUCAAGGUCACAGAGUCCUCAGUUGCCUCCAGAGGACGUUAUCACCACUGUCAGCAGAAAAAAUUCUGUACCAGCAGCAUCUCCAAAGAUUGCAAAGGAUAGUGCAUUUCAAAUCAUCUCCGUUUGCAAAGGGGCAAACCUUGGUUUGGAUAUUGUUGGAGGAAUUGACAGAAAUGAGGGGCCUUUGGUAUACAUCCAAGAAAUUAUUCCUGGUGGUGACUGUCACAAGGAUGGACGACUGCAGCCUGGAGAUCAGCUUGUUUCCAUAAACAAGGAGUCAAUGAUUGGCGUGUCCUAUGAAGAGGCAAAAAGUAUCAUUGACAGAGCCAGGACGAGGUUUGAAAGUUUUUGUGAGAUAGCUUUUAUAAGACAAAAAAGUGUUCCUAGUUAUUCAGAGAAUCUGCAGCGUCCUUCCAGUCUCGUAGCACCUUCUGCAGCCUUUGUUGGACAGCAAGCUGCAGGCCCCAGUCCUGUGGCAUCUCCUAACACAAAGCUUGUUUCAGCGCUCCUCCCCAACGCUAUGGAAACUAGAGUCAAAAUGGAAGAGCAGUCUCCAGUUACUUCUGCAGAGAGCAGUCCUGCUGAUGUAUCUGUUCAUGUCAUUGCCCCCAACCAGAACAAUGGUUACAGUCUGCCAGGAAGGAAGGCUUUCUUGAACUCUUCUAUUCGUCUCAAAGCAGAAAAGCUAGAGAAGGCAUUGAAUUAUCUUGGGAUUCAGCCCUCAGCUGAACAGCAGCAAGCCCUUAGGCAGCAACUUCAGAAAGAUUCUAACGGAACAGUGUCUUUUGGAGAUUUCAUUGAAGUUUCAAGGAAUCUGUUCUCUGUGCAAUUGGAUUCAACAGAUGGUGGCCAAAAACCUGUAACAUUUGGGAUUGAUGAAAUUGCCAGUUUGUUAGAUUCGCAGUUUGUAACCUGGGAUACUUUGGAGGAUGACAUGGAAAAGCUUAAGAAGGAAAGAAAUGAAGCUUUAAAAGAAAUGAGCAAAUUAAAGGAAGAAUUAUCAGAAUCUCUGAAUUUACAGAAGCAGUUAACGGAGGAGCUACAAGUAGUCAAGCAAGAAGCCAAGGCAGCUGUGGAGGAGACAAGAGCCCUGCGAAGCAGGAUUCAUCUUGCAGAAGCUGCGCAGAGGCAGGCGCGCGGAAUGGAGAUGGACUACGAAGAAGUAAUUCGCCUAUUGGAAGCUGAAAUAGUGGAGCUGAAGGCUCAGCUCUCUGAUCACUGUGGCCAAAAUAAAGAUAACAUCCAAGAUUUGAGAAAGAGGGUUACUGUUCUUGACUGUCAGCUGCGGAAAUCGGAGUCGGCUAGGAAGAGCUUUGAGGUGGCUACUGAAAAACUGCUACAAUUCGUAGAGGUUGUGCAUGAAAUGCUUUCUGAAAACUCUCCUUCCUCAGCUGUUCUGAGUGGCAGAAGGACUCCAUUGUCUUCUAAAGCACUUCUUGCCCGGCUGGGGAGGAUUGGACCAACUGUUACCACAGCUCUUGCAGCAGAAGCCAGAGACCUUGCCAAGUCUGUCCGUGCCAUUCUGGAAGUAAACUGUCUACCUUAUGGAUGGGAAGAAGCUUAUACAGCAGAUGGAAUCAAAUACUUUAUCAAGUCACCUCCUGUCCUGAAUGGGUAUCUUGGGGAGAACUGCUUUAGCAAUGAAUUCAGCCUUGUCUCUGAGCUAUCUGCAGCUACUGAUGACUUUUUUUUAAUGUGAUCUCCUGUUCCCUUCUGUGGGAAUCAGUUGUUCUGUUGCUGUAAAGCACUGUUGGUUUUUUUUCCAGAAUAUAGUGAAAACUAAUUCAUGUAAUAGUUUUACUAUUCCUCUAAAAGACAGAAACAAUUGUUGAGAAAAUAUAAUUUAUCUCCAUUCCAUAUACAUCAUGAAUGACUGCUUACUUUAUAGCAAAUUAUUUCAGCUACUGAAAUUUACAUACUGUUUAGGUCUUAUUUUGCAGGAAGAUUUCCCUGAAGUCUCUUAAAAGACAUGAAAGGCAGCAAAUCUUUGCACUGAGAUGCAACUGCUUUUAUCCCAAACUCUUGCAAAAGUCACAUAAAUAACAAUGAAGGUUAUAUAUUAGCUAGUGAAGAAAAGCAGGAAGUUGGGUUUUUUUGGUUUUUUUGGGUUGCUCUCUUGUCCUUGACUCAUCCCAUUGUGCCUCAGGCUACAUGUAUUAAAGCAGACAUGAUUUGUUGGUUUUUUUUGCAGGGGUUUUCAAACACACCAUAUACAAUAGUGCA